AGAUCUUUUACCCUCUCGACGACACAUGGCCGCCGCCUCGGACCUCGAGUCGGCGCAGCUCCUUUCGCCCGACCAGCCGCGGUCCCGCCUCUCACCCAAGACCAAGAAGCUGCUGGCCGGCGGCGUCGGCCUUGCCUGCCUCGGCGUGCUAGCGAUCGGCCGCUACGACGCCUCGUCGUCGCCCGCGCUCGUCCAUGACGCGCUUGACACGACGCCCAACACGACCGUGCGAUUACCCAACGCGACGACGGCCAUCGAUCGCAUUGGUCGCCUUCCGGACCCGGAAACGAUGACGCCGGCGCUGACGAUGCUCGCGAUCGGCGACUGGGGCGGGACACUCGGGAAAGAGAACGGCGACCCGGGCUCGUGCUGCGUCAUCUACAACGGCUGGGUCAACCCCAAGUCGUACCGGUUCCAGAUCGACUAUUGGGCCCAGAAUUACGUGGCCGAACUCAUGGCGCUCUCGGCGAACGAGCUUGCGCCGUCGCGGAUCCUCUCGCAUGGCGACAACUUUUACUGGGUCGGCGUCGGCCUCGACAACGCCAAGUACCGUUUUGAGCAGUCGUUCGAGAAGGUGUACAACCAGCCGUCGCUGCAGUACGUGCCGUGGAUCAACGUCAUGGGCAACCACGACAUUGGCGGCGCCAACUUUAUCUGCGGCGACAGCGAGCCCUACUACGAGUGCUCGUCGCCGUCCGAGCUCGUCGACUACCUCGAGCACCGGUAUCUCGCGCAGAGCAGCUACAAGAGUCCGUACGGCGAUCGGUGGGUGCUACGGGACCACUACUACGUCGAGCGUGUCGAGCGCAACGGCGUUGUCGUUGAAAUCUUCAACAUCGACACCAACUACGCCGAGGGCAGCGGCGGCAAAGAGGUGUGCUGCCAAUGCUAUGGGUACGCCGCCAAGUACAACACGAACCCGGGUGUGUGCGGCAACACGGAGCGCGGCGCCGCGUCGUGCGCCGGCGGCAGCACCGAGCUCUACGACGCGUGCAUCAACCGCAUCAACGCGUGGGCCGAAGAAGGCUACGCGCGGGCGCUUGUCGACAUUGCCGCGUCCGACGCCGACUUUACCAUUAUCAACACGCACUUCUCGCCGCACUACCACAUGAGCAACGAGAAGAUGCUCAAGUGGUACGACCUCUGCAAGGCGACGAACCUCACGGUGUGGAUCAACGGCCACACGCACGGCUUCAACCACGACAUUGCGACGUGGGGCACGCAUUUCAUUGAGAAUGGCGGCGGCGGCGGCUACUUUACCGCCAACAGCCCCAUCAUCGAGAACGACCUCGUCAAAAAUCAAUGGCUCGUGGUCGGCCAGCCCUACGGUUUCUUUGAGCUCAGCUUCUCCAAAGAGUGGCUCAAGGUCCAAUUCGUCACAUUCGACAACGACUGGCGCUUUGGCGGCUUCGACUACAGCAAACUAAAGGUCGGCGGCAUUGCGCGCGGCCACUGCUGGUACAUUCCGAGCGUCCAUGGCGACGCUCCCAAACGCGGUGUCGAGUGCAACUCGUCCGUGAACGGCGCGAUCGGCGCCCCGCUCUGGUGGAGCUAGAGCGUGCAGGAGGUUGUUAGGGCUAGUAUUUUCUGCAUUAAGUCUAAUUUUUAAUCCGCUGCAUCAUCACCACGACCGC
Saprolegnia parasitica CBS 223.65 is the source of this 1634-nucleotide messenger RNA. RefSeq lists its product as hypothetical. The transcript is spliced from 3 exons. Bases 26 to 1555 code for a protein of 509 amino acids. Gene Ontology annotation, molecular function: ferrous iron binding; acid phosphatase activity; ferric iron binding. NCBI's taxonomy places the organism in Eukaryota, Oomycota, Saprolegniomycetes, Saprolegniales, Saprolegniaceae. The record is from RefSeq and is a predicted model, not a curated record.